AUAUUUAAGUUUUUUUUCAAAAUAGUUAUGAUUUAUUAGGUUAUAAUAUUUUCAGCUUUUAUACUCUUAUCUGCUGCAUAGCUUGGAGCUUUAGUUAAUUGUCCGACAUAAGAUUGCAAUAGUUGCGAUUCCUUUACGGGAUUUUUAUGGCAAAGUGGAGGUAGUGGUUAAUGUUAAAUCGUUGAUUGCUCUUCAGGAAGCUUUCCAAAAUAGAAUUUAAGUGAUUAAUUUUGUGGUUCUUGCUCUUCAAAUGCGCAUUAUGCUAAUCAGAAUGGAACUUAAUGUAUUCAAAUAUAAUAAUCUUGUAGCUCUAAUUCAAAUUUAACAGAUAAUAUAUGCAGUUUAUGCAAUAGUUAAACGCCAUAUGCAAGUAGUGAUUAAACUAAAUGCAUAAAUUCUACAGCUUCUUGUAGUUCUACUUCUGGAUGGACUGAUUCUAAUUGUAUUUUAUGCAAUCCUUAAAAACCUUUUGCUUCACUUAGUGGUUUUAGUUGUGUUGAUUCAAGUAUAUCUUGUAGCUCUUCUUCAGGCUGGAGCGAUGCCGAUUGUGCAAAAUGUAGUCCUUCUUCUCCAUAUAGUAAUCAAUUAAAGACUAAUUGCGUAGCAUCAACUUAAACAUGUAGCUCGGCCUCAAACUGGACUGAUUAUAACUGUAAUCUUUGUAAUCCUUCUAAGCCAUAUGCAGCUACAGAUAAGAACAGCUGUGUUGCUUCUACGAUUUCAUGCAGUUCAGUUAAUGGAUGGAAUGAUAGCAACUGUUAACUAUGUUCUCCAUCAGCACCAUAUUCAAAUAUAUAUUAAACAGGAUGCGUUAAUUCUAGCAUUAAAUGCGUUGGUAGAGAUUCAACAAAAGCUAAUUAAGUAUGGACAGAUAAUGAUUGCGUUUAAUGCUAUGCUGCUGGUUAUAAAGCAAGUAAAGAUGGAUAUUAAUGUGUUGAUUGCAAUGCAACGACUGGUAUGAAUAAUUCUUAAUGUGCUCUUUGUAACGGAACUGGUCAAGGAGCUAAUUAAUAUGCUAAUUCUUAAGGAGUAUGCGUUGCUGUAAAUUGUGAUUAAUAAUCUGGAUGGGUUGAUUCUGACUGUGCUACAUGCAAUUAGGCUACUCCUUUUGCAUCUUAAAAUGGAAGUUCUUGCAAUACAACAACUAAUUCUCAAAUAUUGAUUAUAUUUAUAUUUAUAAAGUUUAUUUUCUUACUAUUGUGA
Molecule: messenger RNA, 1203 nt
Organism: Tetrahymena thermophila SB210
Lineage: Eukaryota; Ciliophora; Oligohymenophorea; Hymenostomatida; Tetrahymenidae
Product: cell surface immobilization antigen
Exons: 1
Source: RefSeq, a predicted model, not a curated record